ACAGAAGCUAAACUCGGGCUCUUCACUUCACUCUUCAGGUACGCGAGGAGCCGUAACAUCAGGCAGCUGAGGGACCCCAGGAGUGCCAAGGACACGGGACGCUGCAAGCCUGAAGCAACCGCGAACGGAAUCCCCAUCGUCCCCUGCGGGCUCGUGGCGUGGAGCCUGUUCAACGACACCUGCAGCUUCGCUCGCGGCAACGAGACGCUGGCGGUGAACAAGCGAGGCAUCUCGUGGAGGAGCGAGAGGGAUCACCUGUUCAGCAAGCACGUGUACCCGAGGAACUUUCAGAGCGGGGGACUGAUCGGCUGUGGGACGCUUGAUCCAAGCAAGCCUCUGAGCGAGCAGGAGGAUCUGAUGGUGUGGAUGCGGACCGCGGCGCUGCCAAAGUUCAGGAAGCUGUACGGGACGAUCGAGGUGGACCUCCGCGCCGGCGAGGUGGUCACGGUGGCCGUGCAGAACAGGUACAACACCUACAGCUUCGGCGGGAGGAAGGCGGUGGUGCUGUCGACCGCCGGCGCGCUGGGCGGCAAGAGCAGCUUCCUCGGGCGCGCGUACCUGGCCGGCGGCGCGGCGUGCCUCGGCCUGGCGCUGCUCCUCACGCUGCUUGGUCUCUUCUGCCCGUUCCCAGUGUGA
Messenger RNA from Panicum virgatum (switchgrass), 636 nucleotides. RefSeq names its product ALA-interacting subunit 5-like. The annotation marks the transcript as partial. The record is from RefSeq and is a predicted model, not a curated record. The transcript has 2 exons. Gene Ontology annotation, cellular component: endoplasmic reticulum; Golgi apparatus; plasma membrane. NCBI's taxonomy places the organism in Eukaryota, Viridiplantae, Streptophyta, Magnoliopsida, Poales, Poaceae.